AUGAAUCCAUUGGAAUCCACAUGCAUUAAAAUUGUUAAAAUUAGCAACUGGUAUUCUGCGUCAAGAAUUUCAUUUGAAAAUCAAAGAAUUCCAAAAAUCUCUAGCAAUCAGCUUACUAUUGGCAUCACUAUUUUGGUUAUAUCCAAUUGAAAGCUUAUUCCUUGAAUUUUCCAGAAAAAAGCAAAGAUUCUGCAAAUAUUUAUCAGAAAUAUACAUUGAUGCGAUUUUUCCUUGGAAUUGAUUAUUAAGAUCAGACGAAUUUCCAAUAGUGAUAACAGUGAUGCCAAAAUCUGGGUAAAUUGCAUCUCGCUUUUUCUUACUCCCCCCCCCAUCCUUGAUCGAACGACUCGCCAUCGUUCGAUCAAGGAUGGGGGUUAAAAAAAUUGUUUUGGGAAAAAAAUUUUAUAUAUAUAAAAUAAAAUAUAUAUAUAAAUUUUUUUUUAUUUUACUUUUAAAUAAGAGGGUUUAAGAGUAUUUAAUAAUUAUUUUUACAGCAAAAAAAUGAAUUAAUUUCAUAAAAAUACAAUUUUUUAUAUUUUAAUUUAUUAGUUACCCCUUUUAAAAACUGUAUAAAUUUUUAAUUUGUUACUUAUUAAAUUAAAAUUUGUUUUUUUAAAUUUUUAAAAAAUCUCUAUUUUAUUAGAUUAUUGAGUUUUAAGCUAGAUUGAUGACUAAAUUACUUUGAAUGGUUGAUUCCGAAGCUUUCUAUCGUCUCAAAGUCUCUGAAAACAACUUCAUUAGGGUAUAUCUUCCCAAGCUUUUGAUAACUAUUGUAUUUUUAUAUAUAUAAAAAUUUGCAUGAUAUGAAAAUCGUUCGAUCAAGGAUGGGAGUUAAUUUCCCCAAUUUUUAGGAAUUUUUACAGUCAAUCGUUCGAUCAAGGAUGGGGGGGGAGUUAAUAAAUUCAGAGGGAUAAUCAUCGUUCACAAAUAUCAAAAGAUCAUCUUUUUUCCCUCUCAGCCCUGCAGUUUUCCUUAUUGAAAAUCCAAUCAUAUUUCAUUGAUUAACUUCUAG
Messenger RNA from Blepharisma stoltei, 1012 nucleotides. The record is from the annotation of a GenBank genome assembly. Lineage: Eukaryota; Ciliophora; Heterotrichea; Heterotrichida; Blepharismidae.